This is a messenger RNA of Arabis nemorensis, 1086 nucleotides long. Lineage: Eukaryota; Viridiplantae; Streptophyta; Magnoliopsida; Brassicales; Brassicaceae. The record is from the annotation of a GenBank genome assembly.
AUGUUGGUUUCUCKCAGUGACGAGGCUGAAGAAAAAUGCAGUCCAAGUCCUACUAGGAAGAGAGUCACUUUUGACUCUAAAGUCAAAACCUAUGAACACAUUGUGCUACAAGAAUCUGUUGAUCUUUUGGAAGAGAAGAAAGAGGAAGAUGUCAAAUCCGACGAGAGGUCACUGAAUUCAAGCAAGACUUGUUCUGAGAACAGUGAGGUUGCUUCAAACUCCUCAGGGUCGUAUCCUUCAAAUCACAGAUACAAGAAUUGUAGAGAAAGUGAUGAUGAUGUAGAGGAGGAUGAGCUAGACUUUGGUGAAACCGAUCUAGAUGAAGAUGAAGAGUAUUAUAGUGAUGAUGGAUUUAGUGAGGAUAAGUUGCAUAAGCUAACCAAGGAAGUUUACACUGAGGAGAUUGAGGAURAUACAGAGGAGAUYGAUGCAAAGCUGAGAAGGUCUAAUGAGAGUGUUAAAGAUGGAAACCACUAUGCCCAAGGAGUACUUAACCCGGUUGAAAAUCUCACUCAGUGGAGAUCCGCUAAAUCCGAAGGGAGAACAAUGCAGAAACAGUCUCAAAAGGAGAACUCUAACCUCGUCUCAGAUCAAGAAGACAAAAGUGAUUCCUCUUUUUCGGGCACAGAACCGAAAUCCAAGAAACCGAGAAACCAAGAAUUGACCGUUGAAGCUAGCCUUUCAACUUGGUUAUCAACUUCUGAAACGGGUAGUGAAGGCAACAGUGUCUCUAUGGAGACCCCUACACCCGAGAAAAAGAAGUCUAGCUGCUACUCAAAACGGGGUAUAACCAGCCAUGACGAUAGACCUGUACUAUGCGCAUUGACAUUGGAUGAGAUCAAACAGUUCUCGGCUACAUCUACGCCAAGGAAAUCACCGAGCAAGAGUCCUGAUGAGACACCUAUUAUUGGCACAGUUGGUGGUUAUUGGGGUAAUCACAUUAAGGCAAUAGAUUGUGGCUCUGUAUCUUCAUUCAAGGGAAUACCGAAUACCACCAGCAAGUACAGAGAGGAUAAUAAAGUGAAUUGGCAUUCAACACCAUUUGAGGCAAGACUGGAGAAAGUUUUGAACAACAGAGAUAAUUAA